Quercus lobata is the source of this 1290-nucleotide messenger RNA. RefSeq lists its product as uncharacterized. The transcript has 3 exons. NCBI's taxonomy places the organism in Eukaryota, Viridiplantae, Streptophyta, Magnoliopsida, Fagales, Fagaceae. The record is from RefSeq and is a predicted model, not a curated record. The coding region runs from base 1 to 1290 and encodes 429 amino acids.
AUGGCCACGCCAGGGAGAACAGGCACGCACCCCGCACAAGUAUUAGCGGUGGCUCAACUACCUCCCGAGGGGUCCCAACCAGGGCCAAAGAGGGCCAGAAUGAAGUUUCGUCCCGUUUUGAGUUUUUCGAAGGAAGACAAGAUUGGGACCAUCCAGCCCCACGAUGAUGCGCUGCUAGUUACCCUCAGAAUCGGGAACUACGAUGUGAAAAGAGUGAUGGUGGAUGGCGGCAACGCGGCCGAGGUUAUGUACCCCGACCUCUACAAAGGACUAGGGCUAAAACCAGAAGAUUUGAUGCCCUACAACUUCCCUCUGAUGAGCUUCGAUGGGAAGCUUGUCAUCCCAAUGGGCAUGAUUAGGGUACCCAUUCAGACUAGCCCAGAGAUAGUGAAGGUGAACUUCGUCGUGGUGGACACCUACUCCCCUUAUACGGCCAUCGUCGAUAGGCCCUGGCUCCACACCUUAGGAGCUGUUGCUUCCUCGUUGCACCAGAAGGUGAAAUUCUCGUCAGGGGACCAAGUUUUUGAAAUCCGUGGUUGCCAACCCACGGCAAGGAUGCCUGGGAUGCCCCCGGAAUCGACCCAUCCUUCAUCUACCAUCACCUCAAACCCGGCCAUCACUCCCAAGAAGCAACCACCCCGUUGCCUGUCAAAAGAGCAUGCCGAUGCGAUUAGGGACGAAGUGGCGAAGCUUAAGUGUGCUGGGGCUGUCAAAGAAGUCUUUUACCUCGAAUGGCUAGCCAACACUGUGGUGGUCAAGAAGAAAAGUGGCAAAUGGCGAGAGAAAACGGUUUUCGUGACACCAACUGGGAAUUACCACUAUAAGGUGAUGUUGUUUAGUCUGAAGAAUGCGGGAUCCACUUAUCAAAGGAUGAUGACAAGAAUGUUCGAACCACAUUUGGGCAAGAGCAUCGAAAUCUAUGUCGAUGACAUGGUGGUGAAGAGUAGAGUGGUGUCCGAGCAUUUAGGGGACCUUGGCAACACCUUUGGCGUCUUGAGGAAGCAUAAGCUGCGCCUGAAUGCCUCCAAGUGCUCAUUUGGCGUGGGGUCAGGCAAGUUUUUAGGCUACAUGGUUACUCAUAGGGGAAUCGAGAUUAACCCCGACCAGAUCAAGGCUAUAAAUAACCUAAAACCGCCACAAAACGCAAAAGAGGUCCAAAAGCUUACUGGGAUGAUCACAGCCCUCAAUCGAUUCAUUUCCAGGUCGGCAGAUAGAUGUAGACCGUUCUAUCUCUUGAUCAACAAGUGGAAAGGGUUUGAAUGGUCCGAGGACUGUGUUGUGGCCUUCUAG